Molecule: messenger RNA, 5330 nt
Organism: Dermacentor silvarum
Lineage: Eukaryota; Metazoa; Arthropoda; Arachnida; Ixodida; Ixodidae
Product: trypsin alpha-3-like
Exons: 9
Coding region: 673-1527 (284 amino acids)
Biological process (GO): proteolysis
Molecular function (GO): serine-type endopeptidase activity
Source: RefSeq, a predicted model, not a curated record
UUUCCCUCGUUCAAUCCUCGCACGUUUCUAUUUGGACCGAUCGUCAUCUCACUUCGGAUCGCGCGCGCGUCAGGCUACCGCCGUGUGCAAGAAGCGUGUGUCUUCGAAAACAGCAACAAAGUAAUCACGUCACAAACACUUGUGGCACGCUUCUCUAUAUUUAAUUUUUGUUAGUUUGUUACACGCCGACAGUCGUGCAGCCUAGGCCUUCGGGGAGGCUUUCAAGAACUCUUCAUUGUGUGGUUGCUCUGGUGGCGGCUUCGUGCGGAAACAGCUAAGGCUCCGAGAAGUGUGGACGGCUUCAUUUCUGCUUUGUGGCGGCUGGCGUUCUAAGAAAAUCAGGGACAAGCCUUGUCCUCUGCCUGACUUUUCACCUGUGCCGAGGUCAAAGUUGCCAUGAAGUGUUCUUUCUACAAGUGAUUGGUUUAUUUUUGUCGGUGGUGCUGUUAAACUCUUGACAACAGUGACUGCUGUAAACUGCGUGCUGGAGACCUCUCUUUUUCUCUCUGCACUUCUGUAUUUUCUUUGUGGAUGUCAGCGACAUACCAUUGGAAUAGUGUGUAGCUCUAAACGACACCACCUGUUGAUUUGUCAUCAAAGAUCUGCACACGUAAAAGGAAACCCGUAUUUUUCCAAGGCGUCCACGCUGGCGAGGAAAACUCGCACAACACCAUGAUUCAUGCCUUCCUUGGAGUGAACCUAUUACUGGGCACUUUCCGGUUGAUGUCUGCGGAGGAAUUGCAAAUAAAUAGUCCAGAAUGCGGCCUGUCAGAACCUUCAAAAAGAAUCGUGAACGGCAAGGCAGCGCAAGAAGACCAGUUCCCGUGGAUGGUAUUCCUAAGGGUGUACUUCCCGGGUCAGGCUACGAGAUGCGGAGGGAGCAUUAUAACGAAACGACACGUGCUCACGGCGGGACAUUGCACGCUGCUCAACGAAGAGGAGGCCGUGAAGAUCGACGUCAUCUACGGCAGCAAUGAUAUUCACAAGGGAACGACGCUGCGAGCCGAGAAGAUGAUCCGGCAUCCUCAAUUUGACGCUGCCAAGUUCCUGUACGACAUCGCCAUUCUUCUGGUGGAGAAAGAAAUCCAAUACGGAAACAGUGCGAGGCCAAUAUGUCUUCCGUCUGCACCUGUGAAUAUCUUCAACUCGGACGUUGUUGUUGCUGGCUGGGGCUUCCUUUCACAAGACGGCAAAGCGGUGGAUUAUCUUCGGUACACGGUGGUUAAGAUUGUGCCCAAUGCACGCUGUGCGGACAAGUUCCAGCACACAGGCUACCGGAAAGAUCUCAUGUAUUGUGCAUACAGGCUCAACACUGAUGCUUGCCAGGGCGACUCCGGAGGACCCCUGAUGACGCGAGUCCAAGACGGCCGCUACCUCCAAGUCGGCAUCGUAUCCUACGGCAUCGGGUGUGCUCUGGACGACAUGCCUGGAGUGUACGCUCGCCUGGAAGCCCUCGUUCCCUGGUUAUUGAAAUUCAUAGGUUCCUACGGCAGUUACAGGGACCUCAAGAUGGGCGAAAUUUCGUAAACGUUGUAUUAGAAGUUGCACAAGCUAGACGGUGAUCGAGCCUCUUUAUAAAUAUAAGCCACUUUCCCGCAAACCGGUUUGCCAAACUAAUGACAAACAUUUUCGCAAACAGCGUGUAUGACCGCAAUUCAUUCGUAUUAUCACAUUGAAAAUGUAGACGUAGUUCUCGUCUAUACUGCAUUAGAAACAAGAUCCAACAAUAUGCCGCCAGUAUUCCGUCUUCAUUACAUAACAAUUCAUAACAAUUAGUGGUGCCGGCCAUUUUUUCAUCGAAUGACCAAUGCGGAAAAGCGCCCUUGCAAACAAUGAAAUGUUUCUAUUCUGCAACCAACAUUGUUUUAUCCAUGCAGAUGUGCAGUGUUACGUAGUAGUACAAAAAUGCGCGCUGUCAACAUUUUCAACAGGCCUGAAGGACAUCAAGAAAUGGCAGGAAGUUCAACCCGAAACUAGCAACCUUAAGUGUGGAAACAAAGGAAGUACUUGCAGCUAUUCUGUGGGAGGAACUGCUUGAGUGCUUCUUAACUCAAUUUUGGGAAGUUUCAGUUCUCUCCAAUGGUUUAUGCUCUCCACGCACUCCAAUGGGGAAAAACAAGUGUCGAAAAGGGAGUCAGGUAUGCUGGACCAGCAGUAAAUCUCAGAAGGAGUUGCCGGACUCCUGUUGUGCUAAGAAAGUUACGAACUAAAAAAGUGGAGCAAAAGUAUCGGGAGUCCAGGAACAAGGGCAGGCUGAAAGGUUCCUAGUAGAAGCUUGCGUUUGUAUCCAGCUCUGCAGCAGUUCUGCGUCAUUGAACGAAGCGCUGACAGUGCAAGUUUUAGGAUUAAGACGCAUUGAGUAUACUUAUCCAGGCUCACUGCAGGAUUGACAUUAGGACUAAGAGAGGUUGCAGCUCCACGAAAACGAUUAGAUUAUCGCCAUUAAGUCACCUACGAUAUAUUUCUGGUGAGGCAAUCUGGCACUAGGAUACAUUCAAUGUUCAUGUUCAUGUCAACGGACACGUUUACAUAAACACCUAUACCGAAGCAACACAGGCGCCGCAUAAAAACCUGGACGUGUAUUGCUCGUCUAAGUUUAGCUGGCUAUUUAAGGCAUGUCUCGCAUGUGGGCACUUUGUGACGCUCAAGCAAGCGAUAAAAGUAAAUCUCAGUGAAUUACUACGACUACGUCAAUUAUUGCUGCCAGCUAUGACCAUAAUAUACACUAGAUGUGUGAUCACACACAUAAAACUGUCCCUCUGGUUUCAUAUUGCACUGAUCGGAAUGAUUCAACGCUAUCUUUUAGCUUUUGUGGGUCUCAUUCGCUGAUUCGAUAGGGGACGAACCAGGUAGCUUAUUCAAAUCUAGCAGCGCUAAUCAUCCAACGUCUAACAAUGAAGCUAAACCGCGUUCGUUUUAGGUUAAAGAGAUUACAACUCUACUUUUUUGUAAGUACAACUGCUUGUUCUGUAUUUACCUCGAUUAUAUAGAUUCGCAAAUGUACCCAACACAGUACGUACACUCAUCAUGCUUGGACCGAUUUUACUGAAUGGAAGAAGCACAAUUUCCGACGCUCACUGUUUUCGAAUCGGAAACCUCAAUCUACGGGGUGAUCAUUUUUAAGUUUUAUGUAACUUUUAAGUGUCGCUUGUGCAAAAAACACAAUUUAGUCCUUGAGCUUGAUUGUUCAGAGAGGCGGACAUUACUUGCAACAAAACUCAAAACACAUAUGCACAUUAUUCAAAAAAUCACUAAUUAACUUCCCACAAUACUUUGAGGCUCAUAUUCAACAUACAAAUAGUAGCUUGUGAGUUUGUCAGGUACAUCCGAUUGGAAUGAAUUUCCUGAUUGACUCCGGUUUGGAGACAUACGCCAUCAAACUGGCCGUAAAAUGUGCUGUCGGUCCACUUACGUUUUUAACAGAGCGCUCUUUUAUGCAUUGAAGAACAAAGGUAACUGGAACGCACAUGUAUUUGAUCCACCCUUUAGGAAAUAAUAUCUCGAGAGUGGUGUCAUCCUGUAAAUUCAUUUUAAGUGGAUGUGUUUUGCAAGCUCACCGGUUACAAUAUGUAAAUUGCAAAAUGUGCCGUAAAGUAAUUAGCUAGACGUUAAUUACUGAAGUUUUGUUAAUUAGUUUAAUAUUGGUUUCGAUUUCUCGUGCUAGUAAUGUCCGCCUCUUCUAAUGAUCCAGCUCAAGAACAAGCAUUAUUCUACCUGCCACGGGCGAUUAAAAAAUUCCGUAAAACUUUAAAAUGAUCACCGUAUAUCUUAGGAGGUCUUUGCCCACUGUUACCAUGUUUUAUGAAUUGUUCCUCUCCGCGUACUUGCAAGACAUGAUCGAAUUACAACAAAAGAUCUCCUCCUCAGUAGCAUGCGUUUCACGGGCUGUAGGUACUCUGCUUGCUCCAACAUAGUGUGUUCUUGUAAAUUCUACAGCUGUGGAGUUGAGAUAAGGCGAGAUGGGGAUGCAACAGUCGAAAGCGCAGUUACGUCCUUGAGUCGUAGAAACCCUGAAUGGUGUGCAGAUUUGCUAACUGUCGAAACAUGUAAGCACGUGUAGCCACAUAAGGGAUCGCCCCAACUCUGGUCACGGUGGUACUCCUCCGAACAGUUUUUAAGCCAAUAGUAUACGAUAGUACAUGCAGCCACACUUACUGUUCUCAACAGAGUUAACUAAAUGGAAAAGGGGCUACCUCGCAAAGUGUGCACACUUUUCACAUAGAACUCAGCAACUGUUUAACUAGCCUAACUCACCUGUCUAGUCAGCAAUCAUGACGUACCUAAUCUUGCAGUAAGCUUUCUACAAAAGCUGUUGAAGAAAUGGGGGCCAUAACGGCCUUAACAGUCGUAUAUAAUAGCAAGGUAAAUAACUUGAUGUCAUUCGCUAUUCAAUGCAUUAAGAAAAUUAAGCAGGAUAAACAUAAUUUUGUAUUUAUAUACAAAUAGACGGCAAAGAUUGCUGCACGUGGGACAUGAAGGCAAUUAGCGUGAAAUUCACACACCGGCGCUGAAAUGGUAGCCGAAUUUUAAAGCUGUUAUUUAUUUUACUUUGGUUGGGAUGCAUGCGAAAACGCAUACUUAUAUAAGAGAAUGAAACAAAUAAAACUAGUCAAAAACAGAUCCCCCUCAGCUCAUCUGGUCAUAUUGUGCUACUUCUGACAUUGCGCGUGUUCGCCCUACACAUAAACCUAAGUUACAUUGUAUAAAGCAUUUGCUACAGCCAAAUAUUGUCGGUGUGGAGUCGAAAAUAAGAUUGACACAUUUACUGCGCAGAUUGGAUGCGUCACCAUAGAUAAACGACAACAAAAGCAACAAGAAAGAUAUGCGAAUCACCUGACGUAAUGUGUUCGCCUUGUGCCUGCUGAAUUCGCCUUGCUUUGCUUGCACUUUUACACUACCAAUUGACUUAAUAACCUCUCUUUAAUUAUGCUUCAUCUCUGAAAUGUUUUAACAGGGCUGCUAUUCAAGCAAAUAAAGAAGUGAGCAUCAACGCAGUGAUAUGAAGCGCUAAAUUGCAGAGAGGUAUAAAAUCUGACGUAUAAAAUAAACGCACUUGGGGCCCAAUUUCAGAGAAUAUCGGACUUUUUGUGGUUUACGCUGCCUACGAUCCUUCCUAUUAUGAAAGUUUUCUCAAAAUACAAACCUUUUUUAAGUGUUCUUCGAAUCUUUGCUCACUCAAGCAUCCUAAGGGAAUGCAUCGCACUAAACUCACUAUAAUGCAUUUGAAUUCGACGGUAGCUGUUGGAAUAUUUUGUGUAUGUUCAAUUUAUUGUACGUGCUGUAUAUGUAUUUAAAUAUGUAUGAGAAGUUUGAAAUAAAUUUGUUGUCGA